This is a messenger RNA of Salarias fasciatus (jewelled blenny), 918 nucleotides long. RefSeq names its product P2Y purinoceptor 1. The record is from RefSeq and is a predicted model, not a curated record. The transcript has 4 exons. Gene Ontology annotation, biological process: positive regulation of Rho protein signal transduction; phospholipase C-activating G protein-coupled receptor signaling pathway. Gene Ontology annotation, cellular component: plasma membrane. The coding region runs from base 1 to 918 and encodes 305 amino acids. Lineage: Eukaryota; Metazoa; Chordata; Actinopteri; Blenniiformes; Blenniidae. Gene Ontology annotation, molecular function: G protein-coupled receptor activity.
AUGGAGAGGGAAUCGUGGAACGGGCCCAAAGAGCCGACGGACAUCUUCAAGUCCCAGCACAUCAGUGAGAUCGUCAGCCGGUGUGAGGAGCUGGGUCUGGAGCUGGGCCUGGAGUCCGUCUGGGACGGCGUGGACAUGCUGGUUUUCACUGCAGGCCUGCUGGCCAACGCCGCGCUGCUCGGCCUGUUUCUGAGAGAAGGAAAUCCUCUUUCAGCUUCAAAAGUCUUCGGUCUGAACCUGGUCUUGAUGGAUUUCCUCUUCUUGUCCAUGAUGCCCUUCAGCUUGAUUUUCAAGAAGAUUCAGAGCAUCGGGCGCAAUCAUACAGACUAUCCUACCAGUCCGGUGGAAAAAGCCCGGAACACGUUUGACGUCUUCAACAUGAUCGGCUGCCCGCUGCUGCUGGCCUGCAUGUGCGUGGAGCGCUCCCUGGCCGUGAUGAGGCCCGUCCUGUACCUGAGGGCCAGGAAGUGGGAGUACAAGGUGGCGGCGUGCGCCGUGGUGUGGGCCGUAACCUUCUCCUUUUGCAUCGCCACAGGCGUGCUGGAAGACGCGGCGAGCGUCGUGGUCUCGGUCUCCGUGAUCGUCUCCUGCCUCUUCGUGGUCAUGCUGGCCUGCCUCGGCGGGAUCGUCUGGUCGCUGUGGCGCCAGAGCCCCGCCCACUCCGACUCCCCGCUGAAGAGGAGGGCGGUGGGAAACGUGCUGGCCGUGGCGGUGCCUGCGGUGCUGUCCUACCUGCCCGUGCUGGUCAUGCUGCCCGCAGUCCUUUAUAUCUUCUACUGGACCAAAGUGGUGAACCGGUCCAUGUGCGAAGUGUUUGAAGUGUCCCUGUUCUUCCCGAAGUUCGGCGUUCUCAUCGCUCCAGUGUUCUACCUCUCCAAGGCCAGGCAGAUGUGCUGCAGCUGCAGCAGGGAGAAGUAA